This is a messenger RNA of Perca fluviatilis (European perch), 2416 nucleotides long. Its product is annotated as ras-related protein Rab-9A-like. The transcript is spliced from 2 exons. Gene Ontology annotation, molecular function: GTP binding; GTPase activity. The record is from RefSeq and is a predicted model, not a curated record. Bases 551 to 1156 code for a protein of 201 amino acids. Gene Ontology annotation, cellular component: late endosome; lysosome; phagocytic vesicle. NCBI's taxonomy places the organism in Eukaryota, Metazoa, Chordata, Actinopteri, Perciformes, Percidae. Gene Ontology annotation, biological process: Rab protein signal transduction; retrograde transport, endosome to Golgi.
GAUUAAUCACAAUGUAGCCUAAUCCGUAGUGUCUAUUUUCUGAUAGGCUUACGAUUGUAUUUACACAACAUAACAGACUAUCUUGUGUGAGUAAUGCAUGACGUGUGUUUAAUCAAUCCUUUGGUAAAUAAUGGUUGUAUAGCCUAUACUGGCAGGAGGGGCAAUGUCUUACACUGGGAAGUGGCAGUUCAGCAGUUGGAGGACAGUGAACGUUGCGUCUGUAGGAACAUGGUGUAGAGGGGAGACUCUAUAUUCGCGUUAUUCAGAAACUAUCUUUUCUCAGCUGUGAUAGGGCUUCGGGCCUCAUCAAUGACGUCAUUGGUCCAAAACGAUACAAGCCUCGAUAUAGCAUAUAUAUAUAUAAAAGGUCGGAGAACUUGGUGGAUUACAGUUGGCACACGCCCCAAAGCCUCGAUCGACACAGCACGUAGAACAUCCCUAACAAGUGGAGCUGCUUUAUCUAUCGUUGGUGUCUCCAAACCUCCCGUGCGGUCGCUUGGCGCGGACUUGGUGUGAAACCAAGAUUGUCCUGAGCCGGCUCACUGCAGCCAUGAUAUCCAAGUCGGCCCUGCUGAAGGUGAUCCUUCUGGGUGACGGCGGCGUCGGCAAGUCGUCCCUCAUGAACCGCUACGUCACCAACAAGUUUGACUCGCACCUCUUCCACACCAUCGGCGUGGAGUUCCUCAACAAAGAGCUGGACGUGGACGGCCACCACGCCACUCUGCAGAUCUGGGACACGGCGGGUCAGGAGCGUUUCCGCAGCCUCCGCACGCCUUUCUACCGCGGCUCCGACUGCUGCCUGCUCACCUUCAGCGUGGACGACGGACAGAGCUUCCGAAACCUUGCCAACUGGAAGAAGGAGUUCGCUUAUUACGCCGACGUGAAGGACCCUGACAACUUCCCCUUUGUGGUGCUGGGCAACAAACUGGACGUGCCCGAGCGGCAGGUGUCGGGAGAGGAUGCGCGGCAGUGGUGCCGCGAGAACGGCGGUCACCCGUACUUUGAGACAAGUGCCAAGGAUGCUACAAAUGUAGCGUCGGCCUUUGAGGAGGCGGUACGGCGCAUUCUGGCGUUGGACGACAGAGCUGACCACCUCAUUCACAACAACACAGUGGACCUGCAGAGGAAGAAUCACCCUGACCCCAGCUGUUGCUGAGUUCAGCAGGACUUCAUGUGACUCUGCACAAAGAGGAACUGGUGUUUGCUCAGUUUCUGUUGUACUGUAUGUGAUACCCUCAGAUAAACUUGGGACCAGGAUCCGCAUUUGGAAGCAAAUACCGAUAUUCUUAUGGACCAAAAACUGAACAUUUUGUGCCAAUAUUCAGCAUUUUUCACCACACCAGAGACAAAACCUCUCCACCCACCAUUUCCCAACUCUGGGUCGUGUUUUAUAGAUUUAUUUGUGGUCAGUGAUGAACCUCAAUUGUGUCAGAGGUGGACAUAACUGGCUCAUACCGGAAUUUUAAAGGGCCUAUAGGGAGUGAUUGUGACUUGAGCCGGGUUUCUGUGAUAAAAGCUGAACUAUCACCUCUAAAAUGCAAGCAGUUCUCUAAACUUAAAAAAAAGAAAGAAAUAGCUUUGACGUCACUGAUGGAGCUGUGGCUGCAAGUUUUAGCCCACAAAAAGAGAAGUCCAGAGAUCACUGUCUGCCUCUAGAAACAGACACAACCACAUUUACAGCUAAAAUAUAUGGCGACAUAGUCCUGAUUGUUCUUAAACGACCCAGUAACCUAUACUCCCAAAAUGAUUUUCAGGUCUUUUGAUAAACAAACUGCCAUUAGAAAACCGAUAACACAUGACUAAAACAUGUCAUAUUUGCAGUUAUAAACCAACAUUCUAAUUUCCCAUCUAGGCUACAACUCAAACUCUUGACAUACCGCAUUGCAAGUAAUUAAAAAGUAUGUGGUUAAUCAAAUUCUAGACAGGAACCACUGUCUUUGUGGUAAGUAAAUUAAUGAAUGAGAUUGGAGCCUCUUUUUUUUUCUUUUUUUCCCCCAGAUUAUUAUAGAGUUAAUCACUAGAUUCAAUAGUUGAUUUAAUCAUCUUUUCCAGAUACAAUAUCUGCUGUUCUGUUAGGAUGAUUUUAAAUAUGUUGUUGUUUUGAAAAUCCAGGCUUUAUGAUGGAAUUUAGUGUUUCCCUAAGGAAGAGCAUAAGCUACUUGUAGUUAUUGCUGGAGUUAUAAUAUCCUGUUUUGAAGUAUGUACUGAUCACUACCCCUCCUCUCACUAUGAAAAGUGGAGCACACUGCUGAAUCUUAAAAUGUUAGAUACGAUUAAAAUGACUCUAUGUAACACUGUGGCCUAUGUAAUCUUUAUUAGCAAUGCCUUCUUCAGGGCAAAUGGCUCCCAUCACCAACAUUCUUUUUUUACACUGGGAAUAAAACAACAGCCAGCAAUUAAACUGGAGAAAAAUCUG